Molecule: messenger RNA, 2275 nt
Organism: Chroicocephalus ridibundus (black-headed gull)
Lineage: Eukaryota; Metazoa; Chordata; Aves; Charadriiformes; Laridae
Gene: SNX12
Product: sorting nexin 12
Exons: 4
Coding region: 151-639 (162 amino acids)
Biological process (GO): endocytic recycling; late endosome to Golgi transport
Cellular component (GO): retromer complex; early endosome membrane
Molecular function (GO): phosphatidylinositol-3-phosphate binding
Source: RefSeq, a predicted model, not a curated record
GUGCGCGGGCGGGGCGUCGGCUGAGCGGCCCCGCGCCCUGAAUACCCGCCGCGUUAUGCAGGCGGCGAGCGGGCGGCGCGGUGGGGUGCGCGGGCGGGGCGGGACAGGGCAGGCUGCGGCAGCGGGCGGGGCGGCGGCGGCGGCACCACCAUGUCGGAGGCGGCGGUGGCGGACACCCGGCGCCUGAACGCCAAGCCGCAGGACCUGACGGACGCGUACGGGCCGCCUAGUAACUUCCUCGAGAUCGACAUCUUCAACCCGCAGACCGUGGGCAUGGGCCGCGCCAGAUACACUAGCUACGAGCUGCGGAUGCGGACAAACCUCCCAAUCUUCAAAUUGAAGGAGUCGUGUGUGAGAAGACGAUACAGUGAUUUUGAAUGGCUGAAGAACGAGCUGGAACGAGACAGUAAGAUUGUAGUGCCACCAUUGCCUGGAAAAGCUUUGAAACGACAGCUUCCCUUCCGAGGAGACGAAGGCAUCUUUGAGGAGUCCUUCAUUGAGGAGCGGAGACAGGGACUAGAACAAUUUAUUAACAAAAUUGCUGGACACCCACUGGCACAGAACGAGCGCUGCUUACAUAUGUUCCUGCAAGAGGAGACUAUUGAUAGGAAUUACGUCCCAGGGAAAGUGCGCCAGUAGGAGCACCUGGCACUGUCUUCCUCCAUUCCACCCUCCCUCCUGCAAAAAUGACAUUUAUUUUUACACUAAAUCUGUCUUCUCUGAACCAGCUUUUCCUCUCUUGAACCUCCCAGUUUGUUCAGUAUUUUCCUCUUUUGUAACUGGCAGCAGCUUGUUCUACUGGGCUGUGGUCUUGGCCUAAAGAUAUGAAGAUGUAUGCAAGUGAGCGUGUUGUCCCGCACCUAGGGGCAGAUGUGAAUAGGUGUGGAGCAGGAACUUGCUCAUGGCGUUAUGGUGUAGGAGCUGCCUCUCUCCCUGUACAGAAAGGUAUGAGAUGACCUUCACUCCCCUAUCCGUGCAGCCCCAAGCAUCUCUGCAGGAGACUCUGAAGAAUAGCAGUUGUCAUGUUGGUCAGUGAUCCCAUCGGGUAUUAGAGUUGUAGUAAGGUUUAUCCAAAACAGUGAGUAGGUGCCUGGGUGUGUUGGUUUCUUGUCCACCCCGUUCACCCACCCUGCAUGAAACCCCCAUUCUUCACUGUCUGGAAGUGCUGAGAUCCAAGACCUACUCUAACCCCGCUCUCGGCCUCCUGCAUUACAGACCCGGUUGGUGUAUUUGUGUUAAUCCCCCUCCUUUCUACCGUGCUGCUGGCAGCUCGAGGGGUUUCCAUGACGUGUGCUCUCAUGGUGCUCUGCGCCGGCAGCCUGAUGUGUGGAAGCUGGGACAGCCUGGGCCGUAGCAGUGUGUGCUGCGAUGCCCAGGGUUUAAACAACACCGCAGCCUGCGGCAGGCUGCUGUGGUGGUGUUUCCAGCAGCACCCCGCUCAGCUGGGCGGUGGUGACCUUGUCCUGUGCUGCAGCUGCAGCGGGGAGGAGACGGGUCUGGCUGAGGAGGAGCAAGGGAGGGCUGGGGUGGCUGCUGUAGUGUGAUGGCUACUACAGUGGGGCCUGGGGUGAGGCCACCUCUCCAGAAAGGGACGGCAGAGAAUGCUCAAUCGGUCCUGGUUAGACACUUGCUUACGAAGCAGGUGAAGUGACGAUGGCUUUUUGUUGUGCUCUCCCCUGUUCUGCAGUGAGCUAGGCUGUCACUUGUGUGGAAGCAAGCAUGCAAGACUGGUCAGGGAGGCGUUCAGAGCUUGAGGGGGGACUGCGUGGCUGUGACUCCCUGCAGCAGAACUGUCCUGUGGAGGCUGCUCCAGAUGCCGUGAGUGAGGUUGGGCCUCAGCCCGGGGGCUCCUCAGGUCAACGCUGGCUGGUUUAUAAGCUCUUGGUCACACUAGAGGCACAGUUGAGCCUUUCUUGGAGCACAGGCCUGUCGUGACUGCCCUCCCGCCCCUGCCCAGCCCGUCCCCCACGGCCCCCCGAAGGUCUCCUGGGUUUUCUGGUGAGGAGCUGGUGCUGCCGGGCGAGAGGUGGCUCUUGGGGAAUAGGAGAAGUCGCUGAAGCUGGGAGGGCACCGCUGCGGGGGCGGGCUCGGCGCGGGAGGGGCGGUGGGGCAGCGCGGAGGCCGCUGCCGGCGGAGGCGGCCAUGCCCUGAGCCCCGUCCCCGCUGCCGCCCGUCCCGUCCCGCCCGGUCCCGCGGGGCUGCCACCGCCCAGCUCUCUUCGCCCUCUGCACUGUAACGUCCCGCGUCCGUUCGCAUUAAACCACUGUGAAGCCAA